AUGCCGCCGUGGGGCGCCGCCCUCGCCCUGCUCCUGGCCGCGCUCGCCCUGCUUGGCCUGCUCGCCGCGCUGCUGCGGCGCCCCGGGAGGCGCGCCGUCGGAGCGAGGACCCUGCCGGGGGCGCAGGGCCAAGACCACGAGGAGGAGGUGGACGGCGCAGGCCCCGCGGACCAGUUCAGCGACGAGCGUGAGCCUCUGCCCGGCGGGUGCAGGCUCAUCUGUAAGCCGUCGGCGCUGGCCCAGUGCCUGCUGCGCGCCUUGCGACGCUCGACAGCGCUGGAGCCGGGCCCGCGCUCCUGGCUCUCCGGGCCCCACCUGCAGACCCUCUGCCAUUUCGUGCUGCCGGUGGGGCCGGGGUCCGAUCUGGCCCGGGAGUACCUGCAGUUGGCGGACGACGGGCUGGUGGCCCUGGACUGGGUCGUGGGACCUUGCGCCCGGGGCCGCCGGGUCACCAAUGCCGGGGGCCUCCCGGCGGUGCUGCUGGUGAUCCCCAAUGCCUGGGGACGCCUCACCCGCAACGUGCUCGGCCUCUGCCUGCUGGCCCUAGAGCGCGGCUACUACCCGGUCAUCUUCCACCGUCGCGGCCACCACGGCUGCCCACUGGUCAGCCCCCGGCUGCAGCCUUUCGGGGACCCGUCUGAUCUCAAAGAGGCCAUCACUUACAUCCGCUUCCGACACCCCGCAGCCCCGCUGUUCGCGGUGAGCGAGGGCUCAGGCUCGGCGCUGCUGCUGUCCUACCUGGGCGAGUGUGGCUCCUCCAGCUACAUGACUGGUGCAGCCUGCAUCUCGCCGGUGCUAUGCUGCCGCGAGUGGUUUGAGGCCGGCCUGCCCUGGCCCUACGAGCGGGGCUUUCUGCUCCACCAGAAGAUCGCCCUCAGCAGGUACGCCACAGCCCUGGAGGACACAGUGGACACUGGAAAACUGUUCAGGAGUCGCUCCCUGCGAGAGUUUGAAGAGACCCUCUUCUGCCACACCAAGAGCUUCCCCAUCAGCUGGGACACCUACUGGGACCACAACGACCCCCUCCGGGAUGUGGACGAGGCAGCCGUACCUGUGCUAUGCAUCUGUAGCACCGAUGAUCCUGUGUGCGGGCCCCCAAACCACUUUCUGCCAACUGAACUCUUUCACAGCAACCCCUACUUCUUCCUCCUGCUCAGCCGCCACGGAGGCCACUGUGGCUUCCUGCGCCAGGAGCCCUUGCCAGCCUGGAGCCACGAGGUCAUCUUGGAGUACUUCCGGGCCUUGACUGAGUUCUUCCGAACGGAAGAGAGGAUGAAAGGGCUGAGCAGACGCCGAGUUUCUUUCCUAGGGGGCCGGCGUCGCUGGGGAACCGUGCCAAAGCGGGAGGUCUCUCCCUCUUCCAACCUGGAGGAGAUCUUUAGCUGGAAGAGAUCGUAUACAAGGUGAGACCUGACCCAAGAACCCGCCAGCCCUGCGAGGAAGAACAGAGCUGGGCACGGCUGAGUCCUGAAAACGCAGUGAGGACUGAGUGGGGCAGGCGGCUUCAGCUCUUUGCCCCUGAUUCAGCCCCUUCUCUCUUAAACUGGUCUGUGGAAAGAGAUGGAACUUCCAGCAAGCUAGCGUUCAUUUGCCCCUGAGCAGAACUCCUGCCCAGGCCCUGCUCUACACAUGCCAACUCAUCCUGGUUCAGCAGCUGGGCAUUCCCUGUCACGGUCCCCUGUCACUGACUUCAUAAGCCAAAGAAUAUCUCCAUGUAUGUCCCUGGACUCAAGAGAAAAUGCUCACUCACAGCAAAGAUACAAAGGAGAUGAGUUUUGUGAGCCAUUGGGCAGGUCUGUGCCACAUAAAUAAUCAGCUCUGUGACACUGGUUCUCAAGCUGGAGCCACUUGAUGUA
This is a messenger RNA of Mesoplodon densirostris (Blainville's beaked whale), 1856 nucleotides long. RefSeq names its product abhydrolase domain containing 15 (gene ABHD15). The transcript has 2 exons. The coding region runs from base 1 to 1407 and encodes 468 amino acids. Gene Ontology annotation, molecular function: short-chain carboxylesterase activity; monoacylglycerol lipase activity. The record is from RefSeq and is a predicted model, not a curated record. Lineage: Eukaryota; Metazoa; Chordata; Mammalia; Artiodactyla; Ziphiidae.